UCAGCUGAGUUUGUUUUGGUCCUCCUCUCUGCUAGCUGUUCAUCUAUUUGUGUUUCUGUGAUAAACAUUUUCUGUGACCACUAAGGGAAAUGAAGAAGCUUUUUGAUGGCAUUAAGAAAGACAUGAAGUUUAAAACGGCGGGACCCGGGAAGAAACUUACUGACGACACCAGUACCAAGCCUGAUGUGGUGCAGAGCGGCUCCGGUGCCAGGCCGAAUCGCCAUGGUCCCAGUGAAGGGUCCCAGAGGGCUGGAGCCGCCGCCCUGGCUAGAAUUGAACAGAUUCCCCGGCCAAAGGUCGGCACCUCGCAGGAUGCCAUCAGGAACCAGGUCAAGAGAGAACUGGAGGCGGCGUCACUGGCUGAAAAAGACAAGGCAGAAUCAGAGGAGAGAUCCAAAGUGCCAGUGAUAGCUCCCGCCUGUCUCUCAGUGUCAGGUGUGUAUUUCACCUGUCCGCUAACUGGAGCCACUUUAGCUAAGAGUGAGAGGGAAGUACACAUUAAAGAGGCCAUUUUAAUGCGGUUUGAGGAGGAUGCCGUGGAGGCCUCUGUUAUGAUGAUCCACACAUUUAACAAAGACAGAGACAAAGUAAAGGCUGCUAUCGAGAUUAUGAGCAAGUAUAUUGAAAAUAUAUGUAAGAAUCCCACUGAGGAGAAAUACAGGAAGAUUAAACUCAGCAACAAGGUGUACCAGGAGAAAGUUCGUUCUGUGGAGGGCAGUAGAGAAUUCCUGGAGGCCCUGGGCUUCACAGGCAUUAUGCUUCCUGUAGAGGGGAAAGAGGAGGACGAGGAGUUCCUGGUGUUACUGGAGUACAGCCCUGACGCCCUGGAGUUGAUGCAGGAGAGGAGGGACCGUCUCCAGAGAGGAGAGCCAGUGAGAGCUCAGCUGGACAGACAGCCGCAAGUGUUCAGAUCGUCUCCCAACGCUCAGCGCUUCGAGCUGCCGCCAGAGUUCUACAACAUGACAUCGGAGGAGCUCAAGAAGGAGCAACUGCAGAGGAGUGAGCUGGUGGAGAAGAACGCCAUGCUGCGCACUAAAGCCAUGAGGGAGAAGGAGGAGCAGAGGGAGAGAAGGAAAUACAACUACACUCUGCUCCGGAUCCGACUGCCUGAUGGAUGCCUGCUUCAGGGGACCUUCUAUGCGUGGGACCGGUUGCCCGUGCUGUUUGCCUUCAUCCGGGAGUCUUUGGUGGACGGCUGGCAGCCCUUUGAGCUCAUCGCUCCUGGAGGUCAGAAACUGCAGGAGUCUGAAGAGGUGGCUCUCGCAGAGUGUAACCUGGUCCCUGCUGCUCUGCUCACGUUUGCCUGGGAUGCGGCCGUUCAGGCGGAUAUUGCAGCUGCGGGUGGGAAGAGCCCCGCUCUACUCAAACCCUCCCUGCUGGAAACCAUCCUGACCCUGAGCUGAGCAGACACCCUCCCCCGAUCUCUCCCUGCUGCCUCCCCCCCUGUGGCCCUCCUGGGGUGGAAUUGCCCAAUUACAAACGACUAGUGAUACGUUUAUUUUUACAAAUGCUAACUUUAAAGUCGGUAGCAGUGAUAAAAUAGGGGCAACUUCCCCUAAAUGCGCUUGUUUUGCUGAGCAUUAUCCCUCCAUGUGGGGGUAGGGUCCCCUCUCAGCUACGCCUUGUACUGAAGGAAGCGGUUACUAACAGAUGAAAGGAUUGGUUUUGUUGCAUCGUGAAUGUACAGGCUGUGUAGGAAACAGAGGAAGAUCUUAACAUCACCUACCUGCCAGUGAGGUGUUCUUCGUGUGGCAUGUUGACAGACCUUGUUUUAACUGUGGCGACAUUUCCUCCCCUUGCUUUGAAGUUAAACUGUUGUAUUAACACUAUGACUGAUCAAGAGAAAAAAGUAGGUCAGCCAAUUAGUUAUGGUUAUAGAUUCUGUUGUGAACUAUUUUGUAUCUCAGUACAGAGCUUUUGCCAUUUAAAAGCCGUUUGGUGUCUGUGCACUGGCCUCGACUUGAAUGCUAUUAGUUUUGUUUGGCGGUGCUCCAGUUUAAACAGUGUUCUGUCUGUCUGACGGUCCGGUCUGAUGCAAGUCUAGCUUGUUCGUUCGUCCUCUGCAGUGUGGCCUCACACUCUCAUUGUACAACAUACUUCUACGGUAGUAACUAAAACUCCAAAUGUUAUUUAUUUGUAUUCAUACGAGCAUAAACCUGGACCCUAAUCGAACAUGUCUUUCUUGAUAAUUUGAUUUAAAAUUGAAGUCCAAAACGGAGAUGUCUUUUUACAGACUAGAAUGGCACCUCCGCCAAAUACAUUUUUUUAUCCGCCUCUUGAUUUGGAUCCACUUCAAAAUGUAAUGUGUUCUUCCCGUGUUAGCCCGUGCUUCACCCUUCCACCAAGUUUCUUUUAAAUCGGGCCUGUAGGUUUUCUGUAAUCCUGCUGACAGAACGAACAGACACUGAUACUGAAGGGUUAAGAUGACAAUGUGAAGUUGAUUCUAAUACCAAUAUAAUUUCUUGUAUUUUAGCAGUUUGAAGCACUUUUUAGGAAAAACCUUACACUUUAUAAAACACUAAGGAGUUCCCUAAAUGUAAAAAAUAAAGCUUGAAGAUAUUGCUUUAUGCAUACUGUAGUAAAAACCGUGGUAAUUGCAGAGGGGCUCACUGCAGAGGUUUCAUGUAGCUUACUUGCUUGGCAUGCUGGCUGGCGUAAAUUACAUUUCUGUUGUCAAAACGGGCCGCAUGGACUUGUGUUGUCUUGAAAGUGAUGUAUUUGUUUGUAUCAAACACAUUUCCUUGGUAUAAAAAAAGGUAUUUCAAACAGGGUGGUAGUACGUGAACAUGCAGUUAAUCUACCAUCCCACUGAAUGAGAUGAGAAUUCAAAGCUGUUUCAAUUUAUGUUUUAAAUUCACCCUUAUCACACAUCAUUAGGGUGAUUUAUACAUUUAUUUUGGUAGUGGUUUUGCCGUUUAUGUAUGCACACCAGAUAUAUAUGUAAAAGCUAGUUAUAAUUGCUCGUGAUUGGUUAAGAUGACAACGACCUACCUCUCACUGCUUAUCUGUCUGAUACAUCCCAAGGGGGUUGUACACUAAAGUGGAAGAAAGGCCUGGAUUAUUUUAGUUUUAAAGAAGAAAUAAUUGUCACCUCAUAAAACCUGUAAUAUUAUUAAUUGAGCAACUAAAACCUGUUUCAGCUGCUUUGUUAUGUGUAAAAUUUGACUACACAACCCCAGCGUUUGAGGACUAAGAUGGACGUCAGCAACAUGUCUGCUGUCUUUUAUUUAAUGGAGGCGUCUAAAUGUUUGAUCUGCAUUGUAACCUUAAUAGAUCCCGAGUGAGCAGUAGUGAUGUGUGCAGACUGUCUGAGUUGUAAUCUGUUGCUUUUCAACCUGCCUGUAAAAGAGAUCGCUUGCAUUGCAUCAUAACUUUUGUUUAAUAAACAGUUCUGAGGCGA
Molecule: messenger RNA, 3400 nt
Organism: Trematomus bernacchii (emerald rockcod)
Lineage: Eukaryota; Metazoa; Chordata; Actinopteri; Perciformes; Nototheniidae
Gene: ubxn6
Product: UBX domain protein 6
Exons: 11
Coding region: 90-1403 (437 amino acids)
Cellular component (GO): cytoplasm
Molecular function (GO): protein binding
Source: RefSeq, a predicted model, not a curated record